AUGGAGAAUAUGGCUAAGGAGACUGUAAAAGCUUAUUUAGCGAUAACAAAAAAGAAACCGGCUAGAAAAAGAAAAUCAAUAAGUUAUACUAAAAGUUCUAAGGAAGUAAAUCAUCUAUCUGAUCCAGACUACAUGAAAAAACCCAAAAAACAAACCCCAACAUCAUUUGAUAUGUCAGAAGAUUUUUCCACUUUAUUGAUGUAUGAUAAAUAUUCACCAUAUCUUGUUUGUGUAUUUAAUGCAAUAAUAAAUCACAUUAAAGAAACUAUUGAUAAGGGAACUUAUAGAGAAAUUGAAAAGUUGUUUCUAAUGAAAAAUCGAUUGGUUUUGUAG
This is a messenger RNA of Funneliformis caledonium, 333 nucleotides long. The record is from the annotation of a GenBank genome assembly. Lineage: Eukaryota; Fungi; Glomeromycota; Glomeromycetes; Glomerales; Glomeraceae.